AGGACGGAUCGUCUCUGUGUCGGCCCCCGCUGCUCCCUGCUGGGUCUCUACUAGAAUCUGUCCACCAGAACCCCUCCUGGAAGAACUUGGUCUACAGCAGGUCCCAACGCUGUGAGACUCUUCAAACUCGGUGUCGAUCGCAGCACCAGAAGUCCCAGCCCAGCAGCCAGCCAGUCACGUUGCAGCACCAGCUAAUCUCUGCCCAGCAGCCCUCAGGAGCCCCUCCCACUUAUCUUGGUCACCAAGGCAACCAGCGCAGAGUCACCCGCACCAAGUCCUGUGGGCCCUUCCUGCUUAUGCAACCAAACCAGGAUGCCGCCCCCCAUCAGAGCUCACCCACAAUUCAACCGGAUCCCCACCCCCACCUGCUGCCUCCUCGUCCGGCCCAGCUGCCCCCCCAUCAGGAUGCCCAGCUGGAGGACGCCACCCGCAGCCUCCACAAGGCUCUGGCUCUGGAAGGUCUCAGGGACUGGUACCUGAGGAACACCUUGGGCUCUCCCCACCAGAAUCAACUUAGAGGACAGGUCUCCACAGAGUUCAACACUGACGGGAACUCUGGGGUCAAAGGUCAGGCCGUAAUGGGCGGAGCUCUGCAGCGAAGACGUCCAACUCAGCAUGUUGUCCAGCAGUCGACCAAUCAGAGGGAGGCGAGUCAUCGUUACACUAUGCCACUUCCCAAACAUACGAUGCCACAUUCUGCCACGUUC
Messenger RNA from Nematolebias whitei (Rio pearlfish), 707 nucleotides. It is a transcript of the gene ccdc120a, whose product is annotated as coiled-coil domain containing 120a. The record is from RefSeq and is a predicted model, not a curated record. NCBI's taxonomy places the organism in Eukaryota, Metazoa, Chordata, Actinopteri, Cyprinodontiformes, Rivulidae.